Dromiciops gliroides (monito del monte) is the source of this 8543-nucleotide messenger RNA. RefSeq names its product calcium voltage-gated channel auxiliary subunit alpha2delta 1 (gene CACNA2D1). The record is from RefSeq and is a predicted model, not a curated record. The coding region runs from base 908 to 4243 and encodes 1111 amino acids. The transcript is spliced from 40 exons. Gene Ontology annotation, cellular component: L-type voltage-gated calcium channel complex. Lineage: Eukaryota; Metazoa; Chordata; Mammalia; Microbiotheria; Microbiotheriidae. Gene Ontology annotation, molecular function: voltage-gated calcium channel activity.
AGUUUAUUCUUGUGUCUCCGAGGAGGGGUGGGAGAACGUUGCAAGCGUUGUUCAAAAAUAACUCACAAAGAUCUGAAUCUCAGAGCGUGCCAAGCACUUUUGUUGGAGUAUAAUACAGUCUUCGGAUGCCUUCUGGGAUAUGGUGGUUGCAUUUCCCCUGCCAGCCCCACGGGGUUAGGUACCAUUCCUCCACCCCGGGGACUCGGGAGAGAGCUCAGAUGCUGACUUUGGGAGUUCCUUUUAUGCUUUCCUUCUAUGGAGAGCUGCUCAUGGUCGGGCUCCUCUAGGCUCAUCUGACACCCUCCCCUCCUACCUCCCACCCCCAACCACCACCCUGUGACUUUCCCAGAGCCCGUCUGCUCAUUGCAGAGAAGAAGCAAGAAGAAACCUCGCUUUUCCACAAGUCUCUGCCUCUUCACUCCCCCUCCUUACUUCCCCCCCUCCCCAUUACCGUCACCCCUCCUCCGCCCCCGCCUCCGCCUCCUCCUUCUACUCUGCAAUCAGGGGAAUAAAUCAGGGAAGGAAACCGAGAGAGGGAGAGAGGAGACAGAAAAGAGAGUGCUAGCCGAGAUCUGUUACAAAAGUAACCCUGAUGGCGGCUGAUCAGAUGAAGCUGCUGUAGGGAGUAGCAGUCAGAGUCUAGUGUGUUUUUCUCUUGCCACGGUCCCUCAUUCUAGAUCUCGAUUUUGUUCUCCCUACCUCCCCCACCGAGCCCCUCCCCAUCUCUGGCACCUUGCUUGCGUUAUCUCCAGGCGUCUUUCUUUGCAGUGUGUGCACUGGUGUUUUGCCUUUUCUCCCCCCUCUUCCUCCCGGUUUGUUCCAUUAUCAUUUUUAUUUUUUCCCCCUGAGUUGGGGAGGGAGUGAGAAGCGGGGGGGGAAGAGAGAGAAUCGAUCUUCUAUCCCGAAGAUGGCUGCUGGCUGGCUGCUAGUCUUUAGUCUGACACUUUUCCAAUCUUUGCUGAUCAACCCUUCAUCGGAAGAACCUUUUCCUUCGGCAGUCACCAUUAAGUCAUGGGUGGAUAAGAUGCAAGAUGAACUUGUCACACUGGCAAGGACAGCAAGUGGAGUGACUCAACUUCGAGAUAUAUAUGUGAAAUACAAGGACUUGUAUACCGUGGAACCCAACAAUGCACGUCAGCUAGUGGAAAUCGCAGCUAGGGACAUUGAAAAACUACUAAGCAACAGAUCCAAAGCCCUGGUGCGCCUGGCUACCAAAGCAGAAAAAUUUCAAGCAGCCCAUCAAUGGCGGGAUGAUUUUGGGAGUAAUGAAGUUGUCUACUACAAUGCAAAAGAUGAUUUCAAUGAGUUUGAAAGAAAUGAGAGUGAGCCAGACAGCCAGAGAAUCAAACCUGUUUUUGUUGAAGAUGCCGUCUUUCGAAGACAAACAUCCUACCAGCAUGCUGCGGUCCACAUUCCCACUGACAUAUAUGAGGGCUCCACAAUUGUAUUGAAUGAACUCAACUGGACAAGUGCCUUAGAUGAAGUUUUCAAAAAAAAUCGAGAUGAAGACCCUACUUUAUUGUGGCAGGUGUUUGGCAGUGCCACGGGUCUAGCCAGAUAUUAUCCAGCUUCUCCAUGGGUUGAUAAAACACGAACACCAAACAAGAUUGAUCUCUAUGAUGUACGCAGAAGGCCAUGGUAUAUACAAGGAGCUGCAUCUCCCAAAGAUAUGCUUAUUCUAGUUGACGUGAGUGGAAGUGUCAGUGGAUUGACUCUGAGGCUCAUUCGUACUUCUGUCUCUGAGAUGUUGGAAACCCUUUCUGAUGAUGAUUUUGUGAAUGUAGCUUCAUUUAACAGCAAUGCCCAGGAUGUGAGCUGCUUUCAACAUCUUGUCCAAGCUAACGUAAGAAACAAGAAAGUGCUGAAAGAUGCUGUGAACAACAUCUCUGCUAAAGGCAUCACAGAUUAUAAAAAGGGCUUUAGUUUUGCUUUUGAGCAGCUGCUAAAUUACAAUGUUUCUAGAGCCAAUUGUAAUAAGAUCAUCAUGCUGUUUACGGAUGGAGGUGAAGAGAGAGCACAAGAGAUUUUCACCAAAUAUAACAAAGACAAAAAAGUUCGUGUGUUCACAUUUUCAGUUGGUCAGCAUAAUUAUGACAGAGGACCAAUACAGUGGAUGGCCUGUGAAAACAAAGGUUAUUAUUAUGAAAUUCCUUCCAUUGGAGCUAUCAGGAUCAAUACUCAGGAAUAUUUGGAUGUCCUGGGAAGACCAAUGGUUCUGGCAGGAGAUAAAGCCAAGCAAGUCCAGUGGACCAAUGUAUACUUGGAUGCACUGGAACUAGGCCUUGUCAUUACGGGAACACUUCCUGUCUUCAACCUAACAGGCCAAGAGGAAAAUAAAGGCAACAUAAAGAAUCAGCUGAUUCUUGGUGUAAUGGGAGUUGAUGUGUCUUUGGAAGAUAUCAAAAGACUUACACCACGCUUUACGCUCUGUCCAAAUGGUUAUUAUUUUGCAAUUGAUCCUAAUGGCUAUGUGUUGCUACAUCCUAAUCUUCAGCCAAAGCCUAUUGGUGUAGGUAUACCAACAGUUAAUUUAAGAAAAAGAAGGCCCCAUGUACAGAAUCCUAAAUCUCAGGAGCCUGUCACCUUGGAUUUCCUGGAUGCUGAACUGGAGAAUGAUAUUAAAGUGGAGAUUAGAAAUAAAAUGAUAGAUGGAGAGAGUGGAGAAAAGACAUUUAGAACACUGGUUAAAUCUCAAGAUGAGCGCUAUAUUGACAAAGGAAAUAGGACAUAUACAUGGACUCCUGUCAAUGGCACAGAUUACAGUUUGGCCUUGGUAUUACCAACCUACAGUUUUUACUAUAUAAAAGCCAAAAUAGAAGAGACAAUAACUCAGGCCAGAUCAAAAAAAGUCAAAGUGAAGGAUUCAGAAACACUGAAACCUGAACACUUUGAAGAAUCUGGAUAUACUUUUAUAGCACCAAGAGAAUAUUGUAAUGACUUAAAACCAUCAGAAAACAACACUGAAUUUCUCUUAAAUUUCAAUGAGUUCAUUGACCGUAAAACACCAAACAACCCAUCAUGUAAUGUGGAUAUGAUCAACAGAGUAUUGCUAGAUGCUGGCUUCACAAAUGAGCUUGUCCAAAACCACUGGAGUAAGCAGAAAAACCUCAAGGGAGUAAAAGCUCGUUUUGUUGUGACCGAUGGUGGAAUUACCAGAGUAUACCCCAAAGAGGCUGGAGAAGAUUGGCAAGAAAAUCCAGAAACAUAUGAAGAUAGUUUCUAUAAACGGAGUCUGGAUAAUGACAACUAUAUUUUCACUGCUCCCUACUUUAACAAAAGUGGAUCAAGCUCCUAUGAAUCAGGAAUUAUGGUGAGCAAGGCUGUGGAGAUAUACAUUGAUGGAAAACUCCUCAAACCUGCAGUCGUUGGAAUAAAAAUAGAUGUUGGCACCUGGAUAGAGAAUUUCACCAAGGCCUCAAUAAGAGAUCCGUGUGCUGGUCCAGUUUGUGACUGCAAAAGAAACAGUGAUGUAAUGGAUUGUGUAAUUCUAGAUGAUGGUGGGUUCCUUUUAAUGUCAAAUCAUGAUGAAGAUACUAACCAGAUUGGGAGAUUCUUUGGAGAGAUUGAUCCAAGCUUGAUGAGACACCUCAUUAAUGUGUCUGUAUAUGCCUUUAAUAAAUCUUAUGAUUAUCAAUCUGUUUGUGACCCUGGUAGUUCACCAAAACAAGGAGCAGGAAAUCGUUCAUCAUAUGUGCCAUCGAUAGCAGAUAUUUUGCACAUAGGUUGGUGGGCCACUGCUGCUGCAUGGUCUAUCCUACAGCAGUUGAUUUUGAGUCUGACUUUUCCAAGGCUUCUUGAGGCGGUGGACGUGGAUGAUGAUGAUUUUUCUACUGUGCUAUCAAAGCAGAGCUGCAUUACUGAACAAACUCAAUAUUUCUUUGACAAUGAUAGUAAAUCAUUUAGUGGGGUAUUGGACUGUGGAAACUGUUCCAGAAUAUUUCAUGUAGAAAAGCUUAUGAAUACCAACUUAAUAUUCAUAAUUGUUGAUGGCAAGGGGACAUGUCCUUGUGAUACACGGGUACUAAUCCAAGCUGAACAGACUUCUGAUGGGCCAGAUCCUUGUGACAUGGUUAAGCAACCGAGAUAUAGAAAAGGACCUGAUGUAUGCUUCGAUAACAAUUUGACGGAAGAUUAUUCAGAUUGUGGUGGGGUUUCUGGAUUGAACCCGUCGUUGUGGUCUAUGAUAGGAAUCCAGUUUGCACUGCUUUGGCUGUUGUCUGGCAGUAGACAUUGCCAGUUAUGACCUUAUGAAACCCAAAUCUGCAUAACUGAUCUCAAGACCCUGCCAAAACAUGAGCCCUGUUUAAUUACAAAAGGGUCAAUUACUCAGACAGCAGAAAAUCAGCUGUUCUCAAAACAACAUGGUAUAACUAUGUGAAAGACUCAUUAGGCACCCACAAUGGCUGCAUGUUGGAGUGUCAGACCCUUAAACUUGUGUGAAUGCUGCAUCAUCUUUGCUGUCAAAGCAGAAUCCUAUAUGUACUUUACUGAGGAAUUCAAUAUUUUUGUUGUUGUUGUUGGAUCACUGAUGACUUCAUGUAAAAGGGCUCCCCCUUUAAAAUGGAUUCUUACUCAUAUCAGUUCUCCACAUUUUGACCUGAAUAUCAGCUCAUUGUGCUCCCUUUUAUUUUACUGAGAUUUCCAGGAAUCAAAUUUAUUUUGCUUUGCUAUUUGACUCUAUUAAAAGUUUGAGUAUCAGUUGGGUUGAAAACAAAAUCAGAGAUAAUGAUAAAUGGCCAAAUGAUGUAAAUAGUAAUACUGGCUAGUCUUUGUCAAAAGUUCACCACGAAUGAAAUGCCUUAUGAAGAGUGGCUUAUUCUGCCAAAAAUAUAUUUGAAAAAAUGGGUGACCAGCUAAGUUUGGGGUGGGGGGGGGGGGGACUGGUUGGUUUUAAACUGUUGGUUUAAGUAUAACAACUAUCAAAAUACUAAACUAAAGGUGCUUGAGGGUUAGCUAUUUUAGCCAUCUAACAUAUUUUCCUGAUAAAUAUCAUCCCUUUAAAAAGAAAGUUCAAAUUAAUGUUCCCUCUGUUCACAGUAUAGCUGUGUAAUGCUAGCCAAAUCUUUCAAAGUCCUCUAAGAGAUGGGAGGGCUAGUGGUUGAGAUGUGAAGGGAAAAAUCUUUUUUGUGAUGACUGAAAUUUGGCUACCAAGGGUAUUUUGCAUGAUGCUGCUAUUUUUUGGUUGUUUCUUUCUUUUCUUCUACUGUAGUGUGUAGUCGAUUUUUAAGGUAACUGUGUGGUAUUACUAUUAAGAGAAACUGAAAUUUGCAGUUAUGAUGCACUUAAAUAAUCUUACGUGAUCUGGUUAAAUAAAGAUAUCUGAAUAUACUGUGAAAUGAAAAUGUAGAAAGACUGGACUGCAGUGAAGAAUAUGGAGAAAUGGAAUUUUAUACAGAUUAGUGCUUUUGCCUGAAAACCUGUGUACAGAUAUUUUAAGUAUAUAAAUCAGAUUUGACACGUUUAUUUUUAAAGAGCACAUAUAUGUUCUCAAUGAAGAUUCAUACCAGGUUUCCUCUCUGUUCAAUUAAGCAUUAGCACCUGCAUUUUUUAAAAGUUCUUUUGCUGUUUUUCAUUAAAAAACGGUCAGGUCAACUGAGCAAAAUUUCCACCCAGUUCAAUGAGAUAUUACAGUAAUCUGAACAAACAGGAAACCUUGAAUCUAAAUGUAUGCACAUUAAUACUUGAUUGUGAAUAAUAAAAAUUGCUUUUUUUAUACUUCAUUCGUGAAACUGAUUGGUGCAGGAGAUCAUGAUAUUGCACUGUAGUAUAGUAUAGAAGUAGAACAGUGUGCUUGUUUUUGGUUUUCAAGCCUAAACAGUAUUGUGAGAGAUAAAUCGAUGAAUGUACAACUCUGGUGAUCUAUAAUUUUAUUGUAGCUAAAAGCUACAAUCUGCAAAUGUUUAUAUGAAACACAUUAGUUCAUAAAAGCAGAAAAACACCAUGCAAAAUAUCUGUGUGUAUAUAUAUACAUGUAUGUAUGUAUAUACAUAUGUUAGGAAAGUAUUCCUGUAUAUUUUUUUUUACAAUAUCAAAAUUUUACUGAAGUUGUCCCGCAUGCUUGACUAUCAUAUCAUAUAUCAAAGAGCAAAACCAACCCCAUGGCAUGGCUUAAAGGUGUUUUUUUCCUUUUUUGUUUUGGUUUGUGGUUUUUGGUGUUGUCAAAUAUCAUUUGUGACUCUCCUUUAUACCCUUGGUUCCAAUUGUGUCUGUUCCCUUAUUUAUUUAUUUAUUUUCAAAAAAGGGGGAAAUUUCCGGUUUGGGUUGUCAUAACUGAUAUUAAUUUACACUUUUAAUUCAUCAUUUUGAUAGUGGUGGGCCCAUUUAUACCUGGUGUGACAAUAAAGUUUUAUCUCCCUUACCUUAAGUAAAAUGAUGCUGAUUAAACAUACACACACACACACACACACACACACACACACACAUAUACAUCCAUCACACAUCCAUCACACCACCACCACCACCACAACAAAAGGAAAUCCCACAAAAGAGAGAAGUAUUGAGGAUGUUAUAUAUUCUAGGUAAAAUUUAUUACUUUCUUCAAAUGUUUUAAAUAUGUUUUAUGAUCGACUAAAACCCUCAGGUAAAACUAAUUUGUUCCCCUAUUGAUUUUCUGGUUUGGAGAAUGUCAAAGUUCACGAUGCUAAACCAACAUGCUUAAACUACUUAAGUUAUAUAUUUUAGCUAAAAUAUAUAAAUACUGGUAUUGAAUCUUUGCUAAACUGUCAAGUCAGUGGCAAGUUUCGAUGUUGGGAAAUUAUAACAAGGACUCCCCUAGAUGAUAUAUUUAAAUAAUAAAUAUUUAAAUUAUGUAAUUACUUCCAACAUAGAAUACUCUCUUGAAAAAUGUUUUAAAAUACCAUUUUCAGUAAGUGAUGGAAUCUUUUUCAUGGGAUUCAUUCUUUAUUGAACUAAUUACAAUUAAACUUGGUAUCCUAUUCCAUUUCUAUUGGCAUAAAAACAUUUUAGUGCAUGAGCAGCUCAUUUCUGUUAGGAAAAAAGUAUAUAAUCUAUAAACCAUAUGCAUGGUGAUAAAUUUCAUAAGCAAAGUUUCUCUGACUGAAAAAUGUCCUUGUGACUGCUGUUAGUUUUAAAUCUCCUAGCAUACUUUUCUAAGGAAAAAAAAACCCAUUCCUUCAAAUUACAACGUGUAAAAGUUGAUAUUUUCCUGUGAGUUUUGAUUGUUGGCGAUGAUUUAAUAAAUGUAUAUUAUCAAUAUUUGUUUCCAAAGUAUUUAAAAAACACCAAGAGAUGAUGAAAAGCUUUGAAUAUAUUUGAUUUACACCUUAGUCAUGCAACAUUCUGUAGAUUUUUCGCUAAACCAAAAUUAAAAAAAAACACCAAUCCUUGCAUUGGUGUUAAGUAAUCAGUAAAGGAUUUAACAUUAAUGGCUCCUUUCUAGUUUCUUCAUUUGAACAACCAGCAUUACUGCCAAAACACCAAUCGUGGUCCAUAUUUGUAACAGGUUUUUAACAUGACAUAGUUAGCAAGUUUGAUUGAAGAGAUUUUUAGGUCCUGGACUUAUGAGAUUUUAGUAUGACCUUUUUCAUGUUUCUAAUGCUUGAGGCUUUAUUGCUUAACUUGGAGAAAAAAAACACCACAGUGUUGCUGCCAUUUGUAAGUUUUCCUAUAAUAUUCCUUUUAUUAACUCUAAACCGGCCUUACUGGAUUCAAAUAGGCAGUAUCCCUUUUAAGUGACCUUUGCAACCCAAGUGUUACUUGCUGUUUGAUGCUUUCACUAUGUUAUAAAUAACAUUCAAACUUUUGUCCCCUUACACCAAAGCUUAACUUUUGUCUUAAUAUCAAAUUCUUACCCAUUGGUCCUGUGAGUUAAGAAGCUCAACUUGCUAGAAUUAUAGAGAAUUGACAUAGUGGGCCACUAGAGAAUGUUUGUGAUGCUUUUAAAAAGUAUACUAGAAGGACUAGCAACCCAAGUUUGCUCUAAUCUCCAUCUUCUAUUCAGGGCCGAAAUAAAGGCCAAGCUUUAUUUUUACCCCAAUAUUAGAAUGUUAAUAUUGUUAAUAGUCAGUGUACACUACUGUAAACAAAUAAACAAAAUAUGACAAAAGUGUCUGAAAAUAAAUCCAGAAUUCCAACAGCAUUAACCUACUCUCAACAAGGACUUAUAUUUGCAUUGUUUCUUGUUCAAAUAAUCAUCUCAAACAAACUUCACUGAGGCUUAAAGAAUAUACUGUCUUGUUUAGAUGCCAACUGAACUUACAAUGUGACCUGAUUAAACUGUCUUCUAUGUUGUGUUAUAUGGAAUGUCUGGAUCAUGCUUUUGGGGAUGUUUUUAUUGAAAUGCUCAGUGUGUAUCCAUUUAAAAAAAAAAAAAGGCCCUGGCUUGCUCUUGCUGGGUAACAGGCCUUUUCUCCCUUUUAUUGUGUUCUCUUGACACUUUUGUGGAACUUGACAAGCCUGAAAAAAAAUUUUGUAAAAAUUUGUAUAAUACUGUUAUAAAAAGUUUAUAAUCCUAGAAAAUGUUGUGUUAAUUCUUGUGCAAAAAAACCAGUAUAUUCAGAAUAAAAAUUUAUCAUUUGAAACCA